AUGCUAAUUAUUUCCAACCUGAUUCACUUCACGCUAAAUUCAUUUAAUUUGAUAUUUUUAUUAUCGAAGGUACUUUCGCAACUUCUUAACGUAUUCUCGAUUUGUCAGAUCGUAACUUUGAAAUUCUCACCCUCUAGGCAAAGACGCACGGCGCAACCAAAUCCAAAGCCGUAUGGAUUUUGUUGUUUGCCCAAUGACGAAUCGCUUCCACGUCAUGGCCUGGACACCUCAUUAAGCAGUCUAAAAUCCCUGCACGAAUGUCCAGCAUUGAAAAUUCGCGAGCAAGAAAUAGUAAAAAGACCAUCGGUGAGCCGAAGUAAGGAUGGGAUAAAAGGAUCGCGUAGAAGCUUAGCACUAAACCUGAGCCAUCAUUCAUCGGGAGGACCUGGAGGAAUGAAAUUAACCGACUUGACGGAAAGUAUGAUUGAAAUGAUGAUCGAUAUUGAGAGAGCGCAGAGGCAGGCUGAGUAUGAGCAAAGAAUAGAUCGAUGGGCUGCUAUCGGUGAAAGGAAAACAAAAGAAAUAAAAUUGAGGAAAUUAAAGUGCGGCCCACCAUGUUGGUAUACCGAUUACUCCCCUUCGCAGUUGCAACAUUUGAAAGAUUUGGAAGACGCUAUGUUCAAAGACAAAAAAGAAAACACGAUCAACAGAACUGCAUACUGCUUGGCGUCAAUUGGAAUGACGACUGAUUUUGUGACAGUUGACUCACAAAUACUUCGAAAAUUGGUAAAAGAACAUAACGCGGAUAUUAAGACAUUUAUAUGUGAGCUUUAUAAGGCCAUUCGCGGAAAUUAUUUCGAGAAAGAAGGCAAAAGACUCGAUUACACAACCCAUGAGAGAAUAAUGAUAUCUGGCGUUGUAUUUUUGGAGUUGCCACAAGUUAUUCUGGAACUACACAGAAGAUUGCCCGCCAUAAUUAAAUUUAAAUUCCCCUCAAAACCGAAGUCACCAAAGCUCAUGAUAGCGAAGAAAAUGAUAUCCCCUCUACUGGAAAAGUUGUAUCCUUCGGUGAAUUGGAAACUUUAUGCGACGCAAAUGCUCAAGUGGCGCAGAAAAUGCUUGGCAACACCACGGCCCGUCGCAAUAUUACCGAAAGAAACAAAAGAAUUGGCCGUUGAAAGCACAGAUAACGCCGACCAGCAGAAAGUAAUAUCUGAAAAAAACAAUCAACUCGCCGAUGACAAUGAGGCCAAUGUAAAAGUGGCGGCCGAGCUUGAUACCGAAGUGAAAAAUAGCACUAGUGACGUGUACGAUCAAGACAAACAUGCGAAAAAAAAUUCAAGACAGGUGUCCGUUAUCGAGAAAGACUAUCAACGAGAUACGCCGUUAUUUACCAUCGAAAAUCCGUGGACGGAGCCACCAACCCCUUGCCCCAUGAAGUACAUCAAGCUUCUCCGGGAAGCUGGCCCUUUAAAAACCGACGCCGAAUUUUUUUCCCAGCUGAAUCGCCCGGCCUGCAAAAGACAAGUCACACCCUCAUUCAGACUUCAAAGUGUGUUACUCGACGCCGAGGCUGAUUUGUAUGGCUUGAUGCACGAAGCCAACCAGUUAACUGGUGAAGUGACUCGGAUCGCCAAGGAGAUACUUGAGCCUGAUACUGGUUGCGAUGCCUGUUGCUCUUGUAGAGAGACUAGGAGAGCGCACUUGAUGUGGCAUGCCACUAAAGCUCCCCAUGCUGUUGUCGAUGGCAUUGUUACCGAUAAUGAUGACAAAGCGCAAGUUAUCGGUGCAAUGGCAAUGUACUCACCCGCUGAAAGUAUUUCUUCGACGAGUCAGCCUCCGUGCGUUCCGUCGUCCGACAAACUCGUGAAAAACAAGAUCAUAACCGGCACGAUAACGAUGGUGGAUAGCGAGCCGGUGAACCAAAUCGCAGGCUUCACAAAAACUGUCGAGCAUGUACCUCGAGAAUUUCUACGUCCUGAUGUAAAUAUCGUCGAGGUGAAAAAUGUGCCACCUUGUGGUUGUCAGGAUCGAAAGAGGAAUGAGGAAUUGGAGCAACAGGUUUUAAGCGCUAAAAACGACGAGAGCUUAUGUUACGGAAAAAAAUUUAGACCCGAGCAGGGACCAACUUAUACUUGUAGUGAAUUUCAGAAGAAAGAUGAACAGGAAAAUUGUGGUUGCAGAAAGGAUAUCGAAGAGUGCGUUGACGAGGACGAGUACUUUUUUGAAAAUAUGGAAGGAAGUUGUGACGAAGAUGAUUGUGGAUACGAAGACGAUGCUUAUAAAUGUAGCAGCAAGAAUGUAAUUGUAAAGAGUUCCAAGAAACAACGCUUGAUUUGCGAGAGAUGCGGACGGGAAUUACGUAGAAAUUGCAUUGACAUCAACGCAAAGAAACACCGGCAAUCAAGUAGCGGCACGAAAGUCAUCAAAAAAUGUUCAUGCGAUAGCCUGUCGGAGUUUUUGCAGAUGGACAUUGGAAAAGCUAAAUGCAUCAUGCCCAAGAGAGAUUAUUAUACGAAAGAAAAAGCGAGUAAAAAAUCGAAAAAAACUGGCAAAAAUCGCAAAAACGAUGAAAAGGUUCCAAAAGAAAAAAUACCGAGAAUGAAGGUUGAAAGGCCAAGUAGAGUUAAGAGGGUUUCGCAGUUGGUACCAAAGCAGGAUAUAGAAGAGGACGAUGCGAAAGAAAAUUCAGAGCACGAAAGCGUUGAAGGUGGACCCUACGGCUACAGAACCAAAUCCGAGGAAGCUUUGCCAAUAGAGCGCACUUUAGCAUACCUUGUCGACCCACAUCCUCCAAUCCGUCCAGCCGAGAGAAUUCCAGUGCGCGAAGGAGGACGUCCAUGUUGUUGUCGUGAGAAUCGAAACAAGCGGAAGACUCUGAUGUACGGAAUCGGCGCAGUCGUCGAUGAAAACGAGGCAAAUGGCACGAGAGUGAUCGACGGCUUGACAUGGGUCACUCCUGAGCCGAGUAUUAGGGGUAGCGACGAGUAUAUUCCCGAAUACGAACUGGCCGAUUCACCUUAUGAGAAACAGAUUUGCGGCAGAAAUAAUCAAACAGCUAAGAGAGGAUAUCAAAAGGCAGAUGGAAAAGCUGAGGGCAACGAUACGGAAAAGAAUCGUGUAGACCGAACGGAAGACUGGGAAAAUGCGUUUAAAGACGAGUAUUUAACGGAAUUUUUCACCAAAAAAAGAGAUUGUAUUCCUUGUUGGACGAAAUGUUCGAAAUUCAAGAAAACUGAUACCGCACGAAGAAAGCUCAAAGUAAUGAAGCCAGUUUGCGAGUGCAAAUACGAACGCAGAAUUGUAAAAAGGAAUGAAGAAAGAAAGAAAUGGCGUGAUCGUCAAGAACGAUUGAAAUCUCUUGAUAAAGAAGCGUUUCUGCUUAUCGAUGACAUUGCAAAGCCAGACUUUUCGGAUUCGGGUGAAAACUGUAACGUGACUGUAAUCUCAGCUGUCACUAUGCAAACUCCAUGCGUUACACCGGACGAUGGACCAAGUCGUUCACAUUUGCCUUAUCCGAUUCAAAAGAUUGAGAUAGUGAAGAAAAAUGACGAACUAAAGGAUGUAGUGGAUACUCAGCAACUUGAAAAACCAGAGGAUUUAAAGAUUGAAAAUGAAGGCACUCCGAUUAAGAGUCCACAGGCGGAUACGAUAAAAGAAAGUAUAAAAGAAAUGGAUGACAAGCAAGCGAAAGAACUUGUACAAGAGGAUGAAAUUAAAGAGAUAGAAUUUACAGAAAAAAUGAGCAGAUGUAAGAGUUUUUUCGAUCAGGCGGAACAAGAAUUGACAGAUAUUAUGGAGACUGAGUUAAAAAAAAUGUCUGCUGAAUGUGAUUUUAUCUCGCUUAAGCUUCCAAAUUAUCAUAAGCUUGCUCAACUUUCCUAUUGGAUCUCGUAUAGAGUGCGAGGAAUGUGUUUCACAGAAAAGAUCAAGAAGGAUUUGAUGUUGGAGACAACAAAAAUAUGGAACUCAAAAAGAUUGACGAAUAAAAUGAGCAUUGAAUCUCUGAAAAUUAGUAAAGUAGAUCGUUGUAAGCUUAAUUUCGAUCAUGCUAAGUAUUGGAAACGAAAGGUAAUGGAAAUGCAUCGCAAGUUUUACGCAAAAACACGUCAAGAAACCAUUGAAAUCGGGCGAGAAAUGUGGCCUACGAUGGAGUAUGGAAAAUUUCCGCAUAUGCUUUUCAAGCAGGCUUAUUUCACCUACUUACCGUCAAGAGAAGUUGACAUUUAUGCUUUUCGCACUUAUUCAAUGAAUUGAAUGACUCUGAAAGUGAAUUGUACUUUUGUAAAAAAAUGUACGCUAUAACUAUCGUUUUUAUUAGUUUCGUAACAAGGAAAAUUUGUCACAAUAUGGCUAAGGCGUUCACGAAAAUCAA
This is a messenger RNA of Phymastichus coffea, 4315 nucleotides long. RefSeq lists its product as uncharacterized. The record is from RefSeq and is a predicted model, not a curated record. The transcript has 14 exons. Lineage: Eukaryota; Metazoa; Arthropoda; Insecta; Hymenoptera; Eulophidae. The coding region runs from base 1 to 4197 and encodes 1398 amino acids.